GCCCGCGCGCCGCGCGCGUCAUAGAUGUCCGCGCUGGCUGACGCGGCGCACGCUUGUACCAAUUUGUACUUAAAGUAACGUUUCGAGUUAAAUUUCUGAAUGCUAUAAUAUUAUGUGAAUUCGAUCAAACUGUGCCAUAUAGUGAUGUUUGUGUAAAAAUGGGUGUUUUAUUAUAUUUUUUUAUUGUGACGAUAAUUUUACCGUGUGUAUUCGGUCAACAAGAAUGUUUUGGAGCUGGAAGUGUCGCCGGGGCAGCGAUUGGGUCUUUUAUUGCUGGAAUCCUGCUAAUCAUCGUGUUGUAUCACUUGAGGAUUUUCUACUUAAAAUCUAAGGAAGGCACGCAUCUAAUCUUCACAAAAGACCCAGAGUCCGUCAAAGAUGAGUUCGCCUUCGACAACCCUGGAUUCCGCCAGGAGGAGAGGAACUGGCACAAUGAAGCACCUACUCUUCCCAUAGGAGGGAAGACCCAUGCUCUCCACGCUGAGUUUACGAAGCCAGAACAGAGUAAAGACGAUUUAUAUAUACAGCGCGCUCGUGUUCGUCGAGUGAAACUAUGGGCUCGGGACUUCACGGGCCUGGGUUUGACGUGUGGUGGAGGAGCAAAGGCUGGCGUUUGCAUACAGUCAGUACUUCGAAGUGGUCCCGCCGCCGCUGCAAUGUUACAACCAGGCGACAAAAUAAAGAGCAUCAAAAUAGAAUUUACUGGUACACCAUUAGAAGACGCGGUGUCCAUUUUGUCCUUGGCCUCGCCGUAUCCAGUGGAGCUUGAGGUCAUCGAAGGUGGCCGGGUCAGCGGCGAGGGCUGGGUAGUUCACCAUCCAUUGAUGAAGAGAGCUGGAUCUACUGGCGAUGUUAGCACGCUGGAAAAGGAAGGGAAACUCUUACAUCCUCCGCGCUCACCGGACCCGUCGCACUCAAACAACUCCACGUUAGAAACGAAAAGUAAAGGUGGCAUUAAGAAAAUACUUGCGGAUAAGAUCAUCACGUCUACAACACUCGAAAGGAACAAGAAAGAGAAAAAGGAAGGAACCACAACACUGGAACGAGAAAAUGAAAAGAAUUUAAAACUGGCAAAUAAACAAAGACAUUCAGAUAUCCCACCAACUUUCAGUAAACCAGAAAGAAACAAAAGCAGACACUCUACAGGAAGUGACGUACAAAUAAUUCAACCAGAAAACGGAACAGCAUAUAACAUUGAAAACGCAGAAGUCCAAAAGAGAGAAAGUGACCCUAAGAAGGGUAUGAAGUUCGGGAUUCGUGUCCUUCCACCUAACGUACCUGAUGAUGGCGUACUAAAGCAGAAACACGUCGAAAAUGGUGGGAUUACACCAGAAAAGAUUGCGGUAGAUGAACCAGAUAAACCUGAACCUCAAAGACCUGCUCCUACCACACACAUAAGGCACGAGAAUGAAGUCGAGCAUAAAAAACCAGUCGUUGCUAAACGUAGAGAAAAGAUGGCGCCUCCAGUGCCAAACGCAAGAGUAAAGGUAAAUGAAAGCGAUACAAGUAUCAGCCAAGAAACGACUAAAAUUUCAGACUCCUCACAAUCUUUUACAAGAACGGAUUUGAAUUCAAGUGGAAUUAAAAGAGACGAAAAUGGCAUACCUCAAGAAUUACCUCAACAUAUGUUCGAUGCAGCUAAAGCUGCUAGAAACAACAGAAAGAGCUCCGCUGAUCUCAUUCAAGAGAAGGAACGGAAGGAUGAAGCGCCUAAACCUGCAAAGAAGUCUAAAGGAAAAGCACCCUCCCCGCCGGCUGUUCAAAAAAAUAAAACAGACGACAGUAUAAUGGAGCAAAUGCAAAACGUUAACGACUUUUUGAAAUAUGAAAAGCAACAUUCGAGUCUGCUAUUCGAUACUUCCGCAUCAACCACAACUUCAGGGCUUUCAUAUAACACUUCAACACCAAAAGUUAAUAAGACUAAACCACGCUUAGAAGAAUCCAUAAAUUUCAGUCAAGAUGAUAUUGACGAUAUUGUCACAAAACCGUUCAAGCGAGAGAGCGAUUCACUAAACAAUUUCUUCCAGGAUUCGAAAUCUAAUUUAUCAAACCUGGAUGGGCUUUCAGUAGUGUCUCUUAAUAACAGUGACAAAAGUGAAGGGGGCUCCACGACUAUCGAGUUAAAUAAUAGCGAUAUUACAAUUCAUAGUUCGCCACUAAACGAAACAGCACGAUCUGAGUCCGACGACGUAUCUAUGGAAGACAAUGAAAGGAAGGCUGCAUCUUUAGGUGAUCUUUCAAGAUUUGACCUCAGAGUUAAAGCAACGAAGAUAAGCACAGGUACUCUGGAAAGAGCUCAGAGUUUAGAUAUAUCUGCCGACGAUGAAGAAAUUCAGGAAACCACUUUAUCGCCUAAAAAGCGAAAGGCUAUGUCUGUGGUAGAAACUACAUUUUUCGAUUCCGGUACAGAAGAUGUUUUGUCAGAAGAUCCUGAAAAGGGUGUUUUAUUAAAACAGAAAGAACCUCGGUUGAGCUUGAAUAUAGCAAAAACUUCAGCAAUUGAGGGUUUGAACACAUUCCAAAGAAAUCGUCUAAAAAAGGGUUCUGAGUUUGGAAACUUGGAAGAUGCAAUCGUUAAGGGUUCAACCAGCUCCAUAGAUUCAGAUAAGCAUAGCUCUCAAGAAAUUCACAAAACGCGAACCCACGCCAGCUUGGAUACAACCCAAGAAAGUGAACAUGAAUCAUCAGAUCAUUUGGCAAAAAGAAUAAUGGAUGAAAACAUGAGAGUUCAUUUGAAACUAGUGUCAGAAUUUGCGAAAUCUACUUCAGAUGGUGGCAACGUCAGUUCUUUAGAAAGCUCCCAAGAAGUUCACAAAGAUAACUCUGCUAACGAUACAACAAAAACUACGGCAGCUAAUUACCAAGAGAAGGUCACAAUGAGUUACGAUACCAAUGUACCUGACGAUAUGAAAGUUUCUCGGAACACAUAUGUUAACAGCUUGGAAAGGCCUAAAUCAGAAAUGAUGAAAAAGCUACUUGCUAAAAACCCUAUUUUCAAUGUUCAUAUCGAUCAGCAUUCCCAAAGGCAACAAGUUACUACAAGUAAAGAUACACCUACACCUAUGACAGAUUCACAUAAAUCUGCUUUGCACCAACCGGAUAUAGUAAACUUUGAUUUGAAGACUUCGGAACCAAAAGGUAGAGAUUAUGAUGAGUUUGUGAGUAAUAUCAGAGUAGGUUCAAAUAAUAACAGCUUAAAGUUAAAUCGGAGAUCACAAGAAAUUCUGACAACUGAAUGGAGUGAGAGUAAGGAGAAUCCGGAUAUACAAACUACCAAUGUCGUAACUAUAUCUACAAACGAUAAAAGUGUACCUAUGGAAAAGAGAACUUACACGAAGUCUAUAGAGAUUGGUGAACCAAGCAUUAAACUUGUACCAGAUUUAGUUGACGGAAUCAAAAAAUCUGGCGAGAAAGAAACUAGGACAUUAUACAUGGAACCUGCCAAUGUAUCAUUGACGAUGCAACAAGAACCUGUUCAAAAAACUGUUACUGUUAAUGUUACUGAAGAUGAAUUUGGCAACAAAGUUAUCACGCAAAAUGUCGAAAAGGUUUCCACAAAAUAUAUCACAACGAGAACGGAAGCUCCAGUACAAGUUGAGCAGAUUACAUUUGGUAUUAUGAAAGGAUCAGGAAAUAUAGACGAAAUAGAUUUGGAAGAAGGAAACGUUCAGGACAUAGAUAGUAAAGUGCUUGAAGAAAUAAAAAGGCAAAACCCAAACAUGCACUUCACGACAGAUGAACCAUCGUACACUAGAACGGAAACUAUAAUAUUAAACACAGCAGAUAUGGAUGAAAGUCAAGCGAAAUUGCUCAUGGAAAGAUUGCAAAACGAUCCCAGCUUUAUGGCACAAAAGACUCCUGAGGAAUUAUCUAGACUUGGUAUUAGAAUUAUACAGGACUUAGAAGACAAAGAAAUCGCUUCCGAAGACGGGCUCGAAGUAACUAAAACAAGAUAUUCCAUUAACCCUUCUGCCAUAUCAGAAUCCGAAAAGCAAUGUAAACUAACAUCCAAAGAUAGGGAUAUACAGGAAGAACAUAUAACAGAAAUUCAAGUACUCACGCCGCGUUCCGAGAAAAAUGUGAGCCAAAAAGAAGAUAAAAUAUCUAGCAGACAACGAGCACCACCAACCGUUACCAACUAUCAAGAACCAAUGUUAUCCUAUGAGCUCGACAUCGAACUAUUGAACGAUUUCAUAUCAAACGAACGCCACCAUUCAGCAAAACAGCAAGUUGAAGCGACUAAACGAACGAAAACGACUCACAGCACAAGCGAACCAAAGAAACGCCAUUCAGACUUUGACUUACCAAGGAACAGCCAUAUUAAAUUCCGGACAGCAACCUACGAAUCACCAAAAGGCACAAUUGUCACGAGUACAGAUUUAGAAAAUCGACGCUUGUCACAAAUGGACCAAAUGCAAUUGCGAGCGCCGAGUGAAGUGCCAACUGUUUCAAGUCCUAAACCGGUGAUUUUAGCUAAACCGAGCAAUAUUCCGGUGAAGGCGUCAGACAAAAAACCGUUGGCGGGUUUUGUGUCUUCCAAGAUACCUGUGUUCUCGACACAGAAGUCUUUAAGUCAAGAGAAUCUGACUGAUAAACAGUUUUCACUGCCUCGUUCUCCACCCUUAACAUUAAGCACCAGUACGGGAAAUAUUUCUGUUACGUCCAUCAAAAGUAGCUCUAGAAGUCCAAGUGGCGGGCAAUUGUAAAACAUGAAGAGAGAAAAUUCACAUAUUCCUUUGCGAGAAAAUUCACCUGAAAUUCACCUAAAAAUUCAACUAUUACCAAAAGUAUGGUCUCAUAAAGUAACUUUCUUUAAUCCAAAUUGAUAUUUCUGCUUCUCAUUUUUGUGGUCUUUCUUCUAUGUUUUCACUGCUACCCUUGACCUAUUGUAUUGACUUAUCUUAAAUAUCUGCAUUAUAUUAUAUACAAUAUUCGCAUUUGGUGAAUUUCUGGCGGGAAUUUAUGCACACUUAUUAAUGUCUACUUCUUAAUGAAAAAGUGCCUUAUUAUAUUAUGUGUAAGUCUUGAAUAACGUAGUUCGGUUGUGAGAGAAAAUUGUAGUUGUUAGUUAUGUCACAAGAGAAAAUUCACAAACAUUCCGUCCGAAAAGAGUAUUACCAUUGUAGUGUUAUUGUAUGUAGGUUAUAUCGGUAACCGUUCUAAUUAUGCUUGAAUAAAGUUUGGCGUCAAUAUAUUGGUUUAACGGUGAACUUUUAAACGCAAACUUAAUUCUAUGGAGCGUACUUGAACGUUUUGGUUUGGGUUAUAUGAUAUUUGAAAUACUAGAUAAUCUAGUAUACAAUUUACGCCUCGAUCAAACAAAUCCAAGUGGUUUGAUUUGAGACUUAGAAGACCACUGUGGCCAAGGGCGGAACCAGCGUUGGGUCACAAGAACUGACACGUUUGUCAUCAUACAAAGUUUUUAUAUUAUAUUAAUGAAAUACUGAAGAUAUGUAGUUACAUAUAAUCUGGAUGGUGACAAAAUAUUGAAAUAACAUUAUGUUCAACUAGUGGUCCUAAGUCCUGGAACCAGAUCAGGGGGGUCAUGACCUCUAUGACCCUCCCCCGGAUCCGCCGUUGACUGUAGCGUUGUUGUAGCCUUACCGAACAGUCUUCCAAACGCAAUGUUGCCAACAUUGACUUAGUUUUUGAGAAUUUUUCAAUGAAUUUUUUAAUGUACUUAAAUUUUUAAGGCGUUAUGUACUUUAUAGAACUUUCACUUUCACUAUCAUUGAAGAUAUUUCAAACGUCAAUUCUGACACCAAAUUUAAGCAAUUCCUCACAAUAUUGUAGUCUUUUGACUUUUUAAAUUUAUUACACACAUGUUAUUUGAAAAUAAUAUUUCUUAUUGUAAAACUAAUGUUUGGGUUAACAUGAAAAUAAAAAAGUCGAAGUCGACUAUAAGACUUUGUUAUAUCUAUUUUAAAAUUCUUUGAAUUUUCGACUUUCGACAUUCAGAUGAUAGUGAAAAUGGUUAGUUUUUGUAGUUAUGUGAUCAUGUUUUGUUAAGUAAAAGUUUUAUAUAGUUAUGUUCAUCGCGUUAUUAACACUUAUUAAUCACAAUUAUACAAAUCGUAUUUUAAUAUUGUAUUAUAUUAUGAAAUAAAUACAAAUUAUAAUGUU
Molecule: messenger RNA, 6123 nt
Organism: Pieris rapae (cabbage white)
Lineage: Eukaryota; Metazoa; Arthropoda; Insecta; Lepidoptera; Pieridae
Exons: 5
Coding region: 159-4706 (1515 amino acids)
Molecular function (GO): protein binding
Source: RefSeq, a predicted model, not a curated record